Molecule: messenger RNA, 2633 nt
Organism: Gekko japonicus
Lineage: Eukaryota; Metazoa; Chordata; Lepidosauria; Squamata; Gekkonidae
Gene: NUMB
Product: numb homolog (Drosophila)
Exons: 11
Coding region: 163-2130 (655 amino acids)
Molecular function (GO): cadherin binding
Source: RefSeq, a predicted model, not a curated record
GCUGAAGGCUAGAAGCGGGAUUUGUUCUCCCCCCACCCAGCAGGGAGAGCUGAGCGACCUGCGGGGAAAGGCCGGAACUGUGGUGCUUGUGUGUGUGGGGGUGGAGGCGGUGGGGGGGCUCCUUGCCUCUCGGAAGUUGCGGCGGGACGUGACAACUGAGCAAUGAAUAAAUUACGGCAGAGCUUUAGGAGAAAGAAGGAUGUUUAUGUCCCUGAAGCCAGUAGGCCGCACCAGUGGCAGACAGAUGAAGAAGGGGUUCGGACUGGCAAAUGCAGCUUCCCAGUUAAGUAUCUGGGACAUGUGGAAGUGGAUGAGUCGAGGGGAAUGCAUAUAUGUGAAGAUGCUGUGAAGAGACUGAAAGCUGAAAGGAAGUUCUUCAAAGGCUUCUUUGGAAAAAGUGGAAAGAAGGCAGUGAAAGCAGUCCUUUGGGUUUCAGCAGACGGACUCAGAGUUGUUGAUGAGAAAACCAAGGACCUUAUAGUUGAUCAGACAAUAGAGAAGGUUUCUUUCUGCGCUCCAGAUAGGAAUUUUGACAGGGCAUUUUCUUACAUCUGUCGAGAUGGCACUACACGCCGCUGGAUAUGUCAUUGUUUUAUGGCUGUAAAGGACACAGGGGAGAGGUUGAGUCAUGCUGUUGGCUGUGCAUUUGCAGCCUGCUUGGAGCGAAAGCAAAAGAGAGAGAAGGAGUGUGGAGUGACUGCCACAUUUGAUGCCAGCAGAACCACAUUCACAAGAGAGGGAUCAUUCCGAGUCACAACAGCAACUGAGCAGGCAGAAAGAGAGGAAGUCAUGAGACAGAUUCAAGACACUAAAGUUGAAACGGAUGUGAAAACAGUUGCCUCAGGUGCUGCAUCUGGCAAUACAGUCCCAUCUUCAAGUUCCCCUACCUCUCCUACUGCUGAUGUUGCAGCAUCUGGUGACAAAGAGUCAAAUAACCCACAUGCUAUUCCACGAAGACAUGCUCCUAUAGAGCAGCUUGCUAGACAAGGUUCGUUCAGAGGCUUCCCUGCACUUAGCCAGAAGAUGUCCCCAUUUAAACGGCAGCUUUCUUUGCGAAUAAACGAGUUGCCUUCAACGGUGCAAAGGAAGACAGACUUUCCCAUGAAAAACUCAGUUCCUGAAGCCGAAGGAGAAGCAGAUAGCAUUAGUUCCCUCUGCUCCCAGAUUACAAAUGCGUUCAGCGCACCAUCCGAGGACCCUUUCUCCUCUGCCCCCAUGACAAAACCAGUCACCGCUGUUGCACCACAGUCUCCAGCUGUUCAAGUUAAUGGCACUGCCUCUGCCUUCAAUGUGCUUGCUGCUAAACCAGUUCAAACUACUGUAGCACCCACAGCAAUACCAGUUCGUGAAACCAAUCCCUGGGCUCAUGCCCCUGUUGCUCCAGCUGCUACUAAAACUGGAGCCGCAGCCACUCUUUCUGGUACUGAAUGGAGUUCCAAUUCUGGGGCAGCCUCACCAAAUUUGUUCCAAGCAAACCACAAACGCACUCCCUCCGAGGCAGACCGCUGGCUGGAAGAAGUAUCCAAAACUGUCCGAGCACAGCAGCCGCAGCCACAACAGCCAGCUCCCCAGCCACUCCUUCAGCCUCCUGUGGCAGUCUCUCAGGCAGCACCAGCUUUCCCAGUCAGCUCCUACAUUGCUCCUCAGCCGGUGCCCGUCGGAGUGGUGCAGCCAAUGCAGCCUGCGUUUAUCCCUGCUCAGCCAUAUGCCAUAGCGAACGGAAUGCCCUACUCGGCUCCCAGUGUACCAGUGGUUGGGAUAACUCCUUCCCAAAUGGUAGCCAAUGUGUUUGGCACAGCAAGCCAUCCUCAAGUGUCCCACUCUCAUCAGUCACCCAGUCUUAUAAAGCAGCAGACAUUCCCUCAAUAUGAAACUAACAGUGCUACGACUAGCCCUUUCUUUAAACCUCCUGCCCAGCAGCAAAAUGGCUCGGCUGCUUUCAAUGGUGUAGACACUGCCAGGUGGCCCACGGAGGACAAGCAUAUACAGCCCCCUGCUGUUGCACAGAAGGUCGAUCCAUUUGAAGCACAGUGGGCAGCACUGGAAAGCAAGUCGAAGCAGCGUACCAACCCCUCUCCAACUAACCCUUUCUCAAGUGAAUUACAGAAGACUUUUGAAAUUGAACUUUAAGCAGUCCUGUGGUUUGUGCUUUAGUCUCUGUGUGUGUCUGUGUGAGGGUGGGUGCGUGGUGGGGGUUGGGAGGAAGAGGGCAAGGGGCAGAGGGGACAUCCAAACAGCACACUUGAUCACUGAGGUUCCCACAGAAUCACAGUUGGGUAGAGAGGGGGGGGGAACAGUCAUGGGGGAGAGGCCCCAAGCUCCAGCCACAUCACUGUUGGGGAAUAAUCCAGGAAAUGUACCCUUACUGCCUUCCUCCCUGCUUGGGAGCCUGGACUGCAGAGGAAACCUCGAAGGGCUGAAGAUGGGAACUGAGUCCUGAAGCCCUUUUCCCACAAGAACUUUGGAUGACCUUCUACAAUGAAAAGCGAAUGCCACUAUUGUGUAAGGGGUCUCACUUGCUGUGCAUGUCCCAUUCUCUGGAGGAAAGAGGAGUUGUGAACAUGUGAGAGGGGGAAACCUGAAAGCUGCUCUGCAUAGACUGUCUGUGGAAAAGAAUGAGCUUCCAUUUUGAG